GUGACUGUGUUUGGCAUCAUAGUGGUCAUGUGACCUCGAGUCUAUAGAUAUCAAGGUCUGAGGUCAGGUUUCAGCUGCAGAGACGCAGCAUGGAGGACUGCUGCUUUCGAACAAGGAUGGCGGUAUGGUGGGCAAGGCUGCAGAUCAAAGAUCUACCUGUUCACCUGUGAGCUGUGACAUUAGCUAACAGGAAGUGGUCAUAAUGGUUGGCGUGGUGGCGUGUGGCUCUGUGAGCUCCAUCAAGGCUCUGUGGGAGACCAGGAUCAAGAAGGUCGAACAGGAGCAGGAGGAUCAGAGAAGCAGGAAGGCUAGGGGCGGGGCCACAGGCAGGCUGAGUGUUGGUGUUUGGGAGGACCGGGCGGUUCUGGCUCGACUGAAACAGAAGCUGCAGACUGAAGAUGGACGUCUGAUCCUCCGAAUUGAACAGGAGGAAUGGAAGUCGCUGCCAGGCUGUCUGGUCCAGCUCAGUCAGGUCCAGGAGUGGCAGAUUCACCGAACCGGACUACAGAAAAUCCCUCACUUCAUCUCCAGCUUCCAGAAUCUUUUAGUUAUAGAUCUAUCCCGUAACGGGAUCACAGAGAUCCCCAAACAGAUUGGAAAGCUGACUCGGCUCAGGGAGCUCCUUCUGAGCUACAACAGAGUCCAGUUUGUUCCUGAAGAGCUGAGCAGCUGUGAGAGUCUGGAGAGAUUGGAGCUGGCCAUGAACCGAGACCUGAACCAACUACCUGACCAGCUGCAGAACCUGAAGAACCUGCAGCACCUGGACCUGUCCAUGAACGACUUCACCUGCAUGCCGGACUGUGUGGUCGCUCUUCCCGCACUUGAGUGGCUCGAUAUGGGGGGAAACCAGCUGCAGCGCCUACCUGAAGACAUACACAGGAUGGAGAAGCUGCACACUCUGUGGCUGCAGAGGAAUGAGCUCGAGAAACUCCCUGACAACAUCAGCAGGAUGGCCAGCCUGGACACGCUGGUCCUCAGCAGCAACAGACUGAGAGACAUCCCGUCUCUGAUGGAGGACAUGUCCAACCUCAGGUUUGUGAAUUUCCGGGACAAUCCUCUGACUCUGGACGUGACUCUGCCGUGCAGCAGGACUGAGACGGAGGAUGAGGAGGACGACGAUGAAGAUGACAGAGAGAUGUUUGGACGAGAGUUCAUGCUGAUGUACAUCAAGGAGUCCAGGAAGAGAGCGUACGCUGUGCUUAACAUGCACUGUGUCAACCAGCCGAUCGAUGACCCUUCAGAAUAAAAUUUCUUCUUCUGGACUUUUCUCUAAGAGCUCAGCAUCAGGUUUUACAAUCAGAGAAGACAAAGAUUCUCAGGCGCCAAAGUUCUAGAAAGACUCUGUGCUCACUGUUUGUAAUGUGAAAACUUUUUACAAGUUCUUGUCAGAUCAUGCAAAUCCUUAUCAUACUGUAUUUUUCUGUAGUUUGAGUUUGUGCAUUAUGUAGAACACUAGACUGAACACAUGAGGGAGGAGCUUUAUUAAAAAAACGUAACAAACAUUC
Molecule: messenger RNA, 1505 nt
Organism: Notolabrus celidotus (New Zealand spotty)
Lineage: Eukaryota; Metazoa; Chordata; Actinopteri; Labriformes; Labridae
Gene: lrrc39
Product: leucine rich repeat containing 39
Exons: 9
Coding region: 203-1246 (347 amino acids)
Molecular function (GO): protein binding
Source: RefSeq, a predicted model, not a curated record